Gambusia affinis (western mosquitofish) is the source of this 1559-nucleotide messenger RNA. It is a transcript of the gene desi1b, whose product is annotated as desumoylating isopeptidase 1b. Gene Ontology annotation, biological process: protein modification by small protein removal. Gene Ontology annotation, molecular function: peptidase activity. Lineage: Eukaryota; Metazoa; Chordata; Actinopteri; Cyprinodontiformes; Poeciliidae. Bases 395 to 889 code for a protein of 164 amino acids. The transcript is spliced from 7 exons. The record is from RefSeq and is a predicted model, not a curated record.
UGGUACUCAUCACUUACCGCGCUCCACAACUUACCACUCCAGGCUAAUUUCAAUGGGAGCCCAGCUCUGCUGAGGAGUCAAUAUAUUGACCAAUCACCAUGAAGGGGGUGGAGUUUAUCGUACGGAAUGCGGAGGCACUUUUUGACAGUCACGUCAUGAUUACAUUAAGACAGUGAGACAGCACUAACUGUCUUCGCCCAUCAACCUCAGGCUGGACUUGACUGAAUUUCCCUUUUUUUUCCAAAGAUAAGUCUUUACCUCGUCGUUAUUUCUAUAACACUGUUUCCAACUUUUUGUUUUCUGUUGCUAGUUAGCUAGCCGUAAUUCAACUUUUGUCGAGUCAGUCAGGCAACUUCGCCGUUGGUUUCAGUUGGAAAAGACUCCUUGUUUCACCAUGGCCCAAAACAACUCUUCUUUCCCGGUGCAACUGUACGUUUACGACCUGUCCAGGGGAAUGGCUCGCGAGCUGAGUUCUCUAUUCCUAGGGAGACAGGUAGACGGCAUAUGGCACACAGGUGUUGUUGUCCACGGAAAAGAGUUUUUCUUUGGUGGAGGAGGAAUCGCCCACUGCCAACCUUGUGGCACUGUACUGGGCCAGCCGAACUCAAUAGUGGAUUUGGGUUACACCGAGGUGAAUGAAGAUUUGUUUCAGGAGUAUCUGGACUCGCUGGCUGAGUCAGAGUACAGAGGUGACAAGUACAACCUGUUUGAGCACAACUGCAACACCUUCAGCAACGACGUGGCUCAGUUCCUCACCGGCAAAACGAUCCCGUCGUACAUCACAGACCUUCCAUCCGAAAUACUCUCCAGUCCGCUUGGCCAGGACCUCCGCCCGCUCUUGGACUCCUUGGCCAUAAAUCCAGGAGGAAACAUCACUGGACAGCGAUAAAUAAAGCUAUGCAUACAGAAGAAUGCACUUGAUAACCUUUGUGCCAGCAACCUCUGCUACCAGUCACAUUUACAGCUAAGCUGCUAUCACCAGGGCCCUUACUCUUACUGUUUUCAAAAAAAAAAUCACCUUCAAGGUUUGUUUCUGCAUGUAAACACAUCGCAAGGAAUACCAGCAAACUAAGCCUGUGGACAAAAAAAAUAAUAAUUCACUCUAAGUUAGCUUUUGUUCAUAAACUUGUUCAGCCAAAAAUCAGUUUCCUGCUGUAGAAUAGUUUUGAAAUCGUCCCAUUAAAGGUGAGGUUUGUCGACCAUUUCCUUAAGGUGCUCUGCUAGGUAGAGGUUUUAACAUCAAAAGCUUCUGUUCUUACUAAAUGUUGGUCUUUUUCUGUGUCUCUAAAUGGUGACAGCUGACAACUGUCUUCAACAUAGAUGUCUAGCUAAAAUAAAAUGUAAAAAAAAAAAACCUAGCUAGCAUAGCUACACAACUAGCUACGUAUCUAGCUACAUAUCUAGCCGUCGGUCUACUUAAACACAUUGCGAAGAAACAUUUUAAAAAAUCGACUAUCUAAUGGUUUCCCUUUAGAGUUUAUGGGGACCGUUUGUUUUAGCUGCUGAUAAGUAUAAAUUAAGAAUCUAUGAAGCUCUUUACUGCUUAGCUUGUGGUAUUA